Dictyostelium purpureum is the source of this 3138-nucleotide messenger RNA. RefSeq lists its product as uncharacterized. Gene Ontology annotation, molecular function: protein binding. Gene Ontology annotation, biological process: negative regulation of DNA-templated transcription. The coding region runs from base 1 to 3138 and encodes 1045 amino acids. The transcript has 2 exons. The record is from RefSeq and is a predicted model, not a curated record. Lineage: Eukaryota; Evosea; Eumycetozoa; Dictyosteliales; Dictyosteliaceae.
AUGAUCAAUAAUAAUAGCAAUAAUAAUAAUAAUAGUCAAAGGGUUAUUUUUAGUCAAGGUGGAAUACAAGAGUACCAAUCUCGAUCCAUUGAUUAUUUUAAUAAGGAAAAAUAUGUAGACUCAAUGAAAAUGUUAAAUGUAUUACUGGAAAUAAAUCAAAAUGACUUGGUCGCAUUAUGUAAUAGAGCUACAUGCAACUAUAGAUUAGAAUUGUAUAAGCAUUGUAUCAAAGAUUGUGAUAUGGUAUUAAAUAAUGAACCUAAUAACAAAGUUGCAUUGUUAAGAAAAGCCAAAGCAUUAAAACAAAUUUCAUCAACUUAUCCCAAUGCAAUAGAGGAAAUAGAGAAAUUAAAGAGGCAGUCAAAUGAAUCAUGGGGUUACAUGUCAAUAAAUUUGGAUGACGGUGACGACCCAGAUGACGGUUUGAAAGACGUACAAACAUUACUAUGGGCCAACCAUACAAAAAAACAAACAUCUCCAAUAAUAAGUAACAACAAAUCUGUUUUUGUUUCAACAUCCCAAAAUGGGUCACCAAUGAUGCAAACUGAUAGUCCAUUUUAUGGUCAAAUUAAUGAAGCUGUUAUAUCCCCACUAAUGGUAGAUAGAGGUACACCAAAUGUAAACGGAGCAAAUAUAGGAAAUUAUAAUACCUGUUCACCCAAUUUCAAUAUAGUUAAUGAUAGCGAAGCCAGUGAUAUUGUAGAGCAGCUUUUAUAUGAAAAUGAAUACAAUGGCCAUAUAAACAACAACAAAAGAAAGCAAGCAGAUUUCAAUGGUUAUAGUGAUGAUGAUGAUUGCAUUCAAAAUGUACACAACCAAAAGAUAACAAAAUCAGAUUCUAUGGAAGAGUUAAACAAAUUAUUGGAGCAGUUGUCAACUGAAAAUAUAGCCACACUGAUAUCCAACGGUAACUUUUUUGUAAACUCGGGUAAAUAUAAGGAAGCAAUUGCCAUCUUUACAACUGUAAUAGAAAAUAACCCAUUAAUACCAUCAUCUUAUCUGGGAAGAGGCACAUCAAAUGCAUUCUUGGGGGAUUUGGAUGAGGCUAUCUAUGAUUUUUCCAAAGCCAUUGAAUUAGACAACACAUCAUCUGAUGCUUAUAAACGUAGGGGCCAAUCAAAGGUUGCAAGAGGUAUGGAGUAUGAGGCAUUAGAAGAUUUCAAUCAAGCGGUGGCAUUUGACAAAGAGUCAGACUAUGAUAUUUAUUACAACAGAGGUCUUUUACAUUAUCAAAUGAGAAAUUAUGAAAGGGCAUUAAAGGACUUUAAAAAGGUAGUUUCAAUAGAGCCACAGCAUACAUUGGCAUGGAAUCGUAUUGGCUUAUGCUUAAAUGUUAAUGGAUAUCCAAUGGAAGCUUAUAAUGCAUUUUUACAAUCAAUCAGUAUUGAUCCUAAUUUCGAAGCGUCUUAUACAAACAUUGGCCAGUGUUGGAGAGAUUUAGGUAUUUUUGAUAAAUCAUUAGAAGCAUUCAAUAAGGCAUUAGAGAUUUGUCCAAACUAUUGCAAUGCACUUCAUCUCAGAGGUUUAUUAUUUUAUAACUCGGGCCGCCACCUUGACGCAAUUAAAGAUUGGUCAAUAUUUUUACAAGAGCAACUUCAAAAAGAAAAAGAACCAAAUGGUACAAUCCAACCAAUUGACCCAUCUACCAAUGAUGUUAAACAGUUUAGAGCCGUCACUUAUCACAGUUUAGGUCAAAUUAGAGAAGCUUUGAAUGAUUACAAUGAUAUAUUAAACAAGUCACCAUUGCACUAUGUAUUCUAUCAAAAAGAAAUUGCAUUGUUUACUCAUCAUCACUUGGAUCAACCCUUAAAUACCUUUAGUAUUGAUCGAUCAUUUAACCCCUAUCUAAAGACAUUCCAAUGCCAACGUAUUGCACAUACAUCACUUGUAUCCUACCAACCACAACCAUCAAUUAAUGAAAUAAUUCCAGAUGUAAAAAUCAUUUCAGAUGAAGAUAUAAUAAACAAAGAUUUACUGGAUUUUGCAAAAGAAAUGGGAGAAAAAUUACAAUAUGAUUGUGAAGGAUUUUUAUCAAAUUCAAGACAAAAGCUUCAAUGUGGUAUGGCUGUUAUAGAAAUUGCACAAACCUUAAAAAAACUAUGGAUAUCAGGUUCUAAAAAUAAUAUUGCUUUUCAAGUUGAUGGUAAAUCAAGCAGUUUUUGUCAAGAUGUUGGUGGUCAAAGAGCUGAUAAAAAACACACUUUUGGAUGGAGAGAUCUAUAUGAUAUUGGUGUAAAGUGGAGACAAAUAUCAGAACCAAAUGAUCCAGUAUGGUGGGUAGAUUUGUUAAGUCCAGAACAAUUUAAUGAAGGAUUCGGAUCCCAUACCCCAAUUGUUACAGGCCAAUGCAAAGUAGUUAGAUAUUAUCCAAUGUUUGAAAAAUCAUUUGAAAUAAUGAAACUUUUAAUUCCAAUUCAACACAGUAGCUAUGUAGAUGAAAGUCCAACUUUUUUAAUGGAUCUCGACCGUGCUUCAACAUGCAAAGAUGUUUACAAGAUAAUGAAUAAAGAUUUCUAUGUAGUUACACCAUGUUAUGGCCUGUUCAGUGAAGGAAAGGUUAUGGAGGGUACUCGUUUAACAUUGCAAUAUAUUCACCCAGAAGGAUAUGAGUUUGCAAUACGUACACCAGGAACACCAGCUCGUUGGAAACAAUAUGAUGAAGAAAUGACAGUUGUAUUCAAUAAAAUUAUUGAAAAAGCUUUUACUUAUCACCAAUUAGAUAUGCGGGUAAAACACGAAACUGCAAAUCAUGGAAGUGCAAGUACCAAGUUACAAGAAAAACAAACAGAAAUCUUAAAUGAAUUAAGUGAUUUAAUUCUGGCUCUCACUUUUUAUUGGUAUAAUUUCAUGCCUUUAUCAAGAGGUUCAGCUGCAUUAGGCUUUACCACACUCUUGGGUUUAUUCCUCUCAUUAGAUAUCCAAAUAUCGUCAAAUAUUCCAAAAAAUCAACAACCAGAUUGGGAAGCAAUACUUAAACCAACUUCAUCAUCAUUCAUAAAUUGCACCAAACCUUGGUUAUAUCCAGCACGUUCAAAAUUCACAAAAUCAAAUAUUGUUUAUAAUAAUGAUAACUCAAUUUCAAAUAAUAUCAAUACAAUUAGAAAAAUGAUUCAGGUUUUAAAUUUAUCAUUAAAAUAA